AUGGAGAACGCCGAGAAGCAAAAGUGGGCGAAGCGGCUGAAGGCAAUCGACCAUGCCGGCCACAAUCGCGAGCCCGAUGCUGGUGGGAUCCUAUCGGCUGAAGAGCGUGCUCGCCUACGGCUCCUGGUGUUCACCUCUGGGGCGCCCGCCACAAUGGCGAACCAUAUCCGUCGCUUUGAAAAAUUCGAACUUUGGGCUCAAAUGAUGCAGCUCGCCUUCUACCCGAUCACGGACGACCUUAUCCUGAAAUACGCCAUGGAGCUCGACACCAGAGAAUGCGGCCCAACAGUGGUGCCGUCUUUGAGGACAGCUCUUAAGUGGGUGGCUUUCCGCACUCACAUCAAGAUUCCUUCGGUCGAAACUGCCGAGAUCAAGGCUCUCGAGAAGAAGAUCUUCACUGAGAGAGGGAAACCUUUGAAAGAAGCGAUCGCCUUCCCGAUCGAGCUGGUUCAGGCGAUGGAGCAGUUCGUGGUGAACCCUGCGCAUGCCGCGCCAGCUCGGGUCUUCCUCUGGUGGGUACUUUGCAUGAUCUUUGCGUCGCUCCGUUUUGACGAUGCAAUCCACGUAAAGCCCCACGAGAUUGAGGUCUUGCCAGAGGGUCUUUUUGGGAUCUCCUGGCAGACCAAGACGGAGAGAAAGCGGCGCGGUACCAAGUUCAUGGUUCCCGACAUCGCCUUCUCUAAGGUCGCCUGGUUCAAGGCCUUGACCUGUUCAACCUUCAGUUUCCGCUCGUGGAACGUGACUUUUGGGUGCCCGAGCUCGACACUAAAGAGCAAUGGCGCGCCACUCCACCAGACUACGCACGGUCUUUGCAGUGGCUCCACCACUUGGUCUGGGUGGCUGGUCGCGACGCUGGACUCACUAAGGA
Molecule: messenger RNA, 868 nt
Organism: Symbiodinium sp. CCMP2456
Lineage: Eukaryota; Dinophyceae; Suessiales; Symbiodiniaceae
Source: the annotation of a GenBank genome assembly